AUGCCCUCCACUCGCUCUCUUCGCUCUCGUGCUGGUGUCACCAAGUUAACUAUGGAUGCAGACUCUAUCGGCGCGGCGUUAAGGACGAGGCGCUCUACAAGUAAUAGAUCUACAACUAUCACCACAGUGACCGUUUCUCGGUCACCAUCUACAUCUCCUGAAGGAAGAAGGAAAUCAAUUCGACUUACCGUCAAAAUGCCUGCAAGCAAGCUCCGUGAAGUGACAAAUGGAGAAGAUGAUCUCGACAAGCCUCGUAACAUCUUCACAGAGAAUGUCAUCAUGACAGGGCCAAGGAACAGUCGAUCCAAGAGGAAAGUUGUGGAGGUGGACUCAGAUGAGGACGACGAUCCCUCGGACAUUGGAGACGAGGAAGAUGAAGAAGAUGAUGAGAUUGAUGCCGAAGGUGAUUCGGACCUGGAUGCUGAUGGUGAACCCGAUAUCGAUGCUGAGGGCGAUAUCGAUAUGGAUGAUGCUCCGCCCGUAUCUCCUAUCGCCAAACAGGCGGCUUCCAGGCCCACUGUUACAGUCACUCCAGCAGCUGCUACAAAAGUGAGAAAAACAGAUUCAAGAGCUGCUUUAGAAGACGAAGAAGAAGAAGAUGAGGAGGAAGGACUCUCUGAACUGGAAUCCGAUAACGAUAUUGGCGGACAGGAUGAUACCUUGGGAAUUGAGAGUAACGAUGACGAACCCGAGGAAGAGGAGGACGAAGAGGAUGAGUCUGAUGAAGAGCUCAUGGGUGGAAGCAGGUCAAGCACCCCCGACCUGAGUAAGAUGACUAGACGACAGCGUGGCCGUAUCGAGCUUGGAGGCGAUUUCUUGCAGCUGCCAAUGGAACCACAAGUCAAGAAACACCUAACUGCAGAAGAACACGCUAUGCGUCGUGCAGAGAUGGCAAGAAGAAGGAAGAAUCUCAGCGAAAAGCGCAACGAAGAAGAAAAGAUGGAUACUAUAAACAAACUGUUGAAGAAACAAGCCCCCAAACGCCGUGGCAAGAUAAGUGCCGCUGAAGCUGCUGGAGAAAGCACUCCUGGUCAACAAGAACCCCAGGAACCCGAAAAGCCUGACCCCACGAUGAUUAGAUGCGUUAUCAACCGUAAUGGCUACCGCAUCGGGGUUCCAAAUGAAUGGCUUGGUACUCCUGCCGGCAACAUUUUUGGUAACCCAACUGGAACCCCUGCCACUCAUACCGGAAAGCUUGUUGAAGAGAUAUAG
Trichophyton rubrum CBS 118892 is the source of this 1212-nucleotide messenger RNA. RefSeq lists its product as uncharacterized. The record is from RefSeq and is a predicted model, not a curated record. Lineage: Eukaryota; Fungi; Ascomycota; Eurotiomycetes; Onygenales; Arthrodermataceae. Gene Ontology annotation, biological process: chromatin remodeling. The transcript has 3 exons. Gene Ontology annotation, cellular component: Ino80 complex. The coding region runs from base 1 to 1212 and encodes 403 amino acids.